Messenger RNA from Staurois parvus, 537 nucleotides. NCBI's taxonomy places the organism in Eukaryota, Metazoa, Chordata, Amphibia, Anura, Ranidae. The record is from the annotation of a GenBank genome assembly.
CCCCGGGCCCCCAUUCAUAUAUCUGUCUCCCCGGACCCUGCAUUCACUAUAUCCGCUCUCCCGGACCCCGCAUUCACUAUAUUCGCUCUCCCCGACCCUGCUUCCCUAUAUCCCUCUCCCUGGACCCCAAAUUCACUGUAUCAGCUCCUCCCCGACCCCGCUUCACUAUAUCCCGCUCUCUCUGGACCCUGCAUUCACUGUAUCUGCUCUCCCCAGACCCCGCAUUCACUAAUCUGCUGCUCCCUGUACCCAGCAUCUCACUAUACCGCUCAUCCCCGGACCCCGCAUUCCAUUAUAUACGCUCUCCCGGACCCCGCAUUCCACUAUACUCCGCUUCUAACCCGGACCGGCCAUUCACUUAUCGCUCUCCCCGGACCCCGAUUUCACUUAUAUCCGCUCUCCUCGGAUCCCCCAGCAUUUCACUAUAACUCGCUCUCCCGGACCCCGCAUUCACUAUACCCGCAUCUCUCCCUGGGACCCCGCAUUCACAAUAUCCGCUGCUCCCCUGAACCCCCGCAUUCACUAUAACCCGCUUCC